AUGGCCUCCAACCAGAACCAGGCCAGCUACCACGCCGGCGAGACCAAGGCCCGCACCGAGGUAACCGUCACCGGGCAGGUGAUGGGCGCGACCAAGGACAAGGCGGGGCAGACCACGGAGGCCACCAAGCAGAAGGCCGGACAGACCACCGAGGCCACCAAGCAGAAGGCCGGCGAGACGGCCGAGGCAACGAAGCAGAAGGCCGGUCAGGCCACGGAGGCCACGAAGCAGAAGGCCGGCGAGACGGCCGAGGCCACCAAGCAGAAGGCCGCCGAGGCCAAGGACAAGACUGCGCAGACGGCGCAGGCGGCCAAGGAGCGCGCCGCCGAGACCAAGGACCAGACCGGCAGCUACCUCGGCGAGAAGACAGAGAUGGCCAAGCAGAAGGCCGCCGAGACGACCGAGGCUGCCAAGCAGAAGGCCUCGGAGACGGCGCAGUACACCAAGGAGUCCGCCGUCGCCGGCAAGGACAAGACCGGCAGCGUCCUCCAGCAGGCCGGCGAGACGGUGGUGAACGCCGUGGUGGGCGCCAAGGACGCCGUGGCCAACACGCUGGGCAUGGGCGGCGACAACGCCACCAAGGACACCACCACCGGCGCCACCACCAAGGACACCACCACCACCACCACCAGGAAUCACUAG
Messenger RNA from Triticum turgidum subsp. durum (durum wheat), 642 nucleotides. Lineage: Eukaryota; Viridiplantae; Streptophyta; Magnoliopsida; Poales; Poaceae. The record is from the annotation of a GenBank genome assembly.